Elephantulus edwardii (Cape elephant shrew) is the source of this 2498-nucleotide messenger RNA. It is a transcript of the gene CSRNP2, whose product is annotated as cysteine-serine-rich nuclear protein 2. Gene Ontology annotation, molecular function: sequence-specific DNA binding; DNA-binding transcription factor activity, RNA polymerase II-specific. Gene Ontology annotation, cellular component: nucleus. The transcript is spliced from 5 exons. Gene Ontology annotation, biological process: regulation of transcription by RNA polymerase II. The coding region runs from base 198 to 1829 and encodes 543 amino acids. The record is from RefSeq and is a predicted model, not a curated record. NCBI's taxonomy places the organism in Eukaryota, Metazoa, Chordata, Mammalia, Macroscelidea, Macroscelididae.
GUCGCCGCGGGGCCCGGGACUCAUUCUUCUUCCUUCUCACCCGGGCUAGGGCGGCGGCGGCAGCGGGGGCGGCAGAGACCAUCACGGGAGAAGGCAGCUGCGGCGGGGCCGAAUCCUAAUGUGCCUGGCUCGCUGGUGGUGAUCAGGGGUUUAGGGGCCAACGUGGUGGGCUCCUCAAGUAAACCCCUUUGAAGCCAAUGGAUGCAUUCACGGGCUCGGGACUCAAGAGGAAGUUUGAUGAUGUGGAUGUGGGCUCAUCCGUGUCCAACUCAGAUGAUGAGAUUUCCAGCAGUGACAGUGCUGACAGCUGCGAUAGCCUCAAUCCUCCAACAACUGCCAGCUUCACACCCACAUCCAUCCUGAAGCGGCAGAAGCAGCUGCGGAGGAAGAAUGUGCGCUUUGACCAGGUGACUGUAUACUACUUUGCCCGACGCCAGGGUUUCACCAGUGUGCCCAGCCAGGGUGGUAGCUCUCUGGGCAUGGCCCAGCGCCACAACUCUGUACGCAGCUACACACUCUGUGAGUUUGCCCAAGAGCAAGAGGUGAACCAUCGCGAGAUUCUUCGUGAGCACCUGAAGGAGGAGAAGCUCCAUGCCAAGAAGAUGAAGCUGACCAAGAAUGGGACGGUGGAGUCGGUGGAGGCUGAUGGCCUGACCCUGGAUGAUGUUUCUGAUGAAGAUAUUGAUGUGGAGAAUGUGGAGGUGGAUGACUACUUCUUUCUACAGCCUCUGCCCACCAAACGGCGACGGGCUCUGCUCAGAGCUUCUGGAGUCCACCGCAUCGAUGCGGAAGAGAAACAGGAAUUGCGAGCCAUCCGCCUGUCGCGGGAAGAGUGUGGUUGUGACUGUCGCCUGUACUGUGACCCAGAAGCAUGCGCCUGUAGCCAGGCUGGGAUUAAGUGCCAGGUGGAUCGCAUGUCUUUUCCAUGUGGCUGCUCCCGGGAUGGCUGUGGGAACAUGGCUGGGCGCAUUGAAUUUAACCCUAUCCGGGUCCGAACUCAUUACCUCCACACCAUCAUGAAGCUGGAGCUAGAGAGCAAACGUCAGGUCAGCCGCCCAGCUGCCCCAGAUGAGGAGCCAUCACCGACAGCCAGUGGCAGCCUGCCAGGGGCACAGGGCUCCGAAACACAGGACUUCCAGGAGUUCAUUGCUGAGAACGAGACAGCAGUGAUGCACCUGCAAAGUGCAGAGGAACUGGAACGGCUCAAGGCGGAGGAGGACUCGAGCGGCUCAAGCGCCAGCCUGGACUCCAGCAUUGAGAGCCUGGGCGUGUGCAUCCUGGAGGAACCCCUGGCUGUUCCUGAAGAGCUGUGCCCAGGCCUUACGGCUCCCAUUCUCAUCCAGGCUCAGCUGCCUCCAGGUUCCUCUGUCUUAUGUUUUGCUGAGAACUCAGAUCACCCAACUGCCUCAACGGUGAACAGCCCAUCCUACUUGAACGGUGGGCCACUGGUCUACUAUCAGGUGGAGCAGAGGCCAGUCCUAGGAGUGAAAGGAGAGCCUGGUACAGAAGAGCCCCCACCCCCUUUCCCCAAGGAGAAGGAUCUGAGUGUCUUCUCUCUCCCUGUUACCUCACUGGUGGCUUGUAGCCCCACAGACCCAGCUGCCCUCUGUAAAUCAGAGGUGGGAAAAGCACCCACUCUAGAAGCUCUAUUGCCUGAAGAUUGUAACCCUGAAGAACCUGAGAAUGAUAAUUUUCACCCCUCAUGGUCCCACUCAAGCCUCCCCUUCCGUGUGGACAGUGAAGAAGCCUGCGGGGCAGAGAAGCCCUCCCAGAAGAGUGAGGACCGGCCUGCAGAGGACACUGCUCUAGAACUCCCUCUGACGGUGUGAUGUGGGAUGGAGAGUCUGCCUCUUCCCCAUUCUCUAUUUAUUCCCUUAUUUUAUCUAAUGCCAUUUCAAAACAAAACUAUAGAAGCAUCUGCUGCUCCCAUGGUAUUUCAUUUGGGGCUGUGGGGAGUGGGUAGGAAAGGAUUGUUAUACAAGUAUUUUUUAAAGGGGAAUCAGAACCAAGAAGACCAGCCCCAACUUUGAUCUGGGAGUUGGGUCUUGAGCUGAGGUUGCAUAGUAGUACCGAUUACUGAGCUUUCUGGGCCAUUGGAACAAAACUAGGAUCAAACAGGAGAAGCUGGGUAAUUCAAGCAGCUAUUCUUUAUGUAGGGACCAGAACACAAGAAUGUGAGCAUCAAGGCAAAGCCCCUUCUCUCCUGAAUUCCAGACUCCUUUUUUCUUAGUCCUUCUCUGAUAGCCCAUUUUGGUGUAUCAUUGCAGUACAAUUGGAAAUGUUAACUGAUUGACUCAAGAGCGGAGAGGAUGGAAGGGGUUUUCCUUCUGUAUAAAACCUCCAGGGAUUUAGAAUACUUUGACCUGCCUUUCUCUUACCCCAUUUUUGGUAAAUAAGUUUCUAUUUGACAUGUUUGCUGUUCCCUGACCUGUUCCCCACCCUGGGAAUUCCUGGUCUAUAACUUGAAUUGCUGCUUUCACAAGUUCUUAGGUACCAGA